AUGGCUGAAUUCAUCAACUUGCGCCUACUCGACCUCGUUGGCACUCCCUUAGUAGAGAUGCCACCAGGAAUAAGAAAGCUGAGAAGCUUGCAGAAGUUAUUUAAUUUUGUUAUAGGAAGACUAGGCGGUGCCGAUCUACAUGAACUCAAAGAACUUUCUCAGCUCCGAGGAACACUUCGCAUUUCUGAGCUACAAAAUGUGGCCUUCGCUUCAGAAGCAAAAGAUGCUAGUUUACAAAGGAAACCAUUCCUUAAUGGAUUAUUCUUGAAGUGGACAGUGAAAGCCUCUAGCUUCGUCCCUGGUAAUUCUAAUGCAUUGACAUGUGACCAGAAAGAGGUCCUGAAGAUGCUGGAACCUCAUCCACACUUGAAAACGUUCUCCAUCAAGUCUUAUCAAGGUGCAGGGUUUCCAAAGUGGUUGGGUGAUUCUUCAUUUAUCUGUAUUGCGUCCAUCACUCUCAGUAGCUGCAACCUCUGCAUAUCACUGCCUCCAGUGGGGCAGUUGCCUUCACUCAAGCACCUCAGCAUUGAGAAGUUUAACAUUCUGCAAAAAGUUGGUGUAGACUUCUUCUUUGGUGAGAACAACUCUAGCUUUGCACCGUUUCAAUCCCUGGAAACUCUGAAGUUCUAUGGCAUGCUGAGAUGGGAAGAAUGGAUUUGCCCGGAACUAGAAGAUGGAAUCUUUCCUUGCCUCCAAAAACUCAUAAUACAAAGAUGCCCCAGCUUGACGAAAAAGUUCCCACAAGGACUCCCUUCUUCCACUGAGGUCACCAUCUCUGAUUGCCCCCUAAGAGAAGUUGCUGGAGAAGAAAAUUCCUCCAGAGUGAAUCUGACAAAUACACUAGAAAGUGGAGUCAGCUCUCCCUCUAUGAGCAGAAAUAAACUGUCUUCCCCUAAAUUGGAUCCAAGUACAAGUGCUACACCAGGCUUAGUUUCAAGUCUAAAGACGUACAGGGAGAGAUUUGGUCACAUGGACCAACAGGAGGAGAAAUCACGCAAAAAGGAGCCCAAAGGAGCUCGAUCGAGUCACCUCAAGGUCGAUCGACUCAGUCAGAGGUCGAUCGAUUCAUCACCACGCAACAAGGUCGAUCGAUCCCAUUGUCUCACGUGUAGCUCGAUCAAUCCCAUUGUCCCACAUGUAGAUUGA
Microthlaspi erraticum is the source of this 1146-nucleotide messenger RNA. Lineage: Eukaryota; Viridiplantae; Streptophyta; Magnoliopsida; Brassicales; Brassicaceae. The record is from the annotation of a GenBank genome assembly.